Messenger RNA from Paramuricea clavata, 11256 nucleotides. The record is from the annotation of a GenBank genome assembly. NCBI's taxonomy places the organism in Eukaryota, Metazoa, Cnidaria, Anthozoa, Malacalcyonacea, Plexauridae.
ACUGAGUUGGCAAAUCCACGUUUACAAGCGGCUAUUCCAAAGGGCUAAAAAAGAGCCGUAUCUGUUGCUAUAUCUGCAGUCGAAUUACUCCAACGGCUUAUAGGUGACGCUAUCACAAGGGCUUAUCGUAUAUCUUACCUCGAGAUUGGAAUGCGACUUCGCUAAGAUGUCAAUAUGUCAAUAAUUCGCCGGAUACAUCUCUAGUAUGUUAGUGUAUGCCUUAAUUGUGGUUGUGGAUCAAUAUUGAUUUAAAAGUGAAGUCACGCAUCGUUUCCCGAAGAUAUUAUACUAUUACAAAAGCGGUGAGGCCGCCAAGCUAGCAGAGACCACGAAGUCGGGGAUAUGAUCGUUUGAAAGUGUUUAAAGUGGCUAAGUGAAGAUGAGACAGCAUCAAGCUGUCCCCGUCUGGUUGUCGGGUCAAUUUUAUAACCAACUACUUAUCGACUAUGAUUCGUUCAAGCGACUUUAUGGCAACUAAUUUAUACCAACAGUAUAAAUGAUAUAAAACUAUCAUAAAGUAUGAUUCCAUCACAAAGGUAUUAGACUACAGACUUGAAAAAGAUCAUGAAAAAAACUAGACGAAAAUUAAGCUGGCUGUCUUGCUUCGGACGUCGAUCUAAAAGCUACCAAGUCAACGAGACGCGCCGUUUGAAUGCUUUUACAGUUGGCGACGUAAGUUUACACGAUAUUAUGUACAUUAAAAUGUGUUAACAACUUUACAGCAUACUAAAAUGCUUUAUAUAAUGGCUUAUAAAAUGUAUGCAGUUUGUAUAUGCGUGUGGCUCACGACUCCGCAUCACUGCAUAUCUUUACUUGGUUGUGGGAAAAUAUUAUCGCGCGGGUCAUUACGUUUGCUCUCGAGUUUAUAAAGUUCACACAUCUUUAUUGAAUUCCGAUGUCGUGAAACUAUCUAGUUUACAUAAAUUAAUAGCAACGAAUUGGCUACAAGCAAAAUGGAGCACUCGAAUGUGCUAUACAACGGGCAGAUAUAUAUUAUAUUGUAGCAUUAACAGUUGCAAUAAAACCGGAAGCGGCCAUGGUUCCAUUCUGAAAACAUGACUCAUGGAUUAUAUACCUUAGAUUUUUAAACAGUUAGGCCCUCUCUGCAGGAGUUUGCUUAAUUUGAUAAAGGCAUUCAGUUCCCAUUCAAAAGUGAAAAGCAAUGCCGGUGUUUUGAAGUCGAAAAUAAAGUCAAAACGGCCGGCUUUAAUAAACGUGCUAUAUCGCAUCAGGCCUUUUGGUGUUGUAACGCGAAAAAUGGGACGGAAUGCUGGAAUUAUGGUAUUUAUGUUUGCACAUUGUACAUAUUUUGUGUUUGUACUUUUGUAAAGGGUGAUUUGUUGGCUAAGGCUCAAUGUUUAUAAGAUGUUUUGAAGUUCAAAUCUAUUCCUGCAUCAAAAAUCGCCAAACUAAAGUGGGAAUUGAUUUUGUACUGCUAAACUUUUACCAUAAUCUAUCAGUUUUGACUUACAUGUUGGGAAUGUUGGCAUGUUUAAGUGUAUAUGUUUUGUUUGUUUAAUCUACUAAAAUCAGCUAAAUAUCCCAUCGACAAUUCAGCAAUUAUACUAACGUGUAACAGACUGUUUUUAUAGUUUUUUGGAUGAGUUUGAUGUAAAAUAAACACGGAAAAUUUUUUUCGAUUGCCGAUAACUUGUCUGCAUGGUAGUGACACAAGCGCGUAAUGGCGAUGUUAAAUGUAAUUUGAAAUUUCAUGGCGUUCCAAUUUUUAAAUGGGUUAUGUUUAUGUCAAAAUCAUUUCAAAAAUUGACUUAAAGAUUGUCAAUUGUUGAUUCAGUAGUAAAAUAAUUAAAAUGAAGAUAAAAUAUUGUAUGAAUAAAGUGCAUAUUGAACGUUUUCGCAAGGUAAACUUGGAUCACGUCUUCAUUUGAUGCAGUUCUUUAUACGAUUUGAUGCAACGCGUUAUACGCAUUGCUCGGCAUUCAACCAAUAGGUUUUUGACGAAUCGCGGCUUAACUCAGUCCACUAAAACAUCCAAUCUAUACUUCUAUUAAAGUUAGCACAAAAAUCUAAACGAAACUAUAGCUAUUCAUGCAUUCAUGAUGCCUUUAAGUAUAUAUCAUGUGCAAAUAAAAGUGGUUCGAGCAUUUUGGAAAAUAGGCACCGGUUUCCAAAAAAUGUCAAGUAUUAAAGUUUCCCGGCUUGAUAAACAACCCAAGUUCCAUGCGGAUCUGCCAAGACCCAAGAUAAACAUGACAGAGUCCACUUCAUAGACAUUCAGUAUGUUCAGUGUCUUCAGUAAGGGUCAAAUUCUUUCUUGCGAAAAUGUUUGGUCGAGUCAAACUCAUGUCAUGAAGCACGCCGUUCCAACUAUAAGUUCGCUCUUUAAAAUAUACUGUACAAGGUUUCCUCACAACUCACGAGAUGUUGUAUAUUUGGCUACGUACCAUCUCCAAGUUUACCAUGCCCAUAUAUGAUAUAUCACCAAUAUUCGAUCAUCGCAAUCUUCGUGGCAAACACGGCAAUUUCCGCCGAUAAUAUACCGCCGAAAAUGAAAUUAUCAACAGCACGUUUUUGCCAAUGCGUGAGACAAUGUCAAUGGUUAUCACAAACGCUUCAUAUUUACUGCAUGCAUGCUGUAAGAGAAUUUAUCAACUAAAAUAACAAGUGAUUAUGCAUAUAAUACACUAAUAUUUCAGUCAAAUAAUCCAAUAAGCAUUGCCAUUCGUUAUCAUAACUUGCAUCUAUAAAUUGUCAUUUUGGGACAAAAAUUGCACGGCUCGACUACUGUCUACUGAUUCCGAAAUCUAAGAUAUGGACGUCAAUUUCAGUUUAUGCGGAACUGCAAUUCUAUAUUCCUAAGCGGUUUGUCAGGUUUGAGAUAUCAUGUAUGCACGCAGAACUGAAUCUUUAAUCUUUAUCUGCACUCACUGCAGAUAGUUUAUACUUUGAAGCAGAGGUAUACUUAUUCAACAGAUAAUUCACUGGUGAUUCAGUUCAGCUUGUACAUUUGUACUUUCUGUAAAAUCUGUACUCGAUGAAAAUGAUUUUUUAUAUUAUUAAGAACGUUAAUAAGGUCAAUUAAUGAUUGUAUUGAUAUUGAAAUGUUGCUUCAACGGACUGUUGAACUUCAACCGUUUUCGACAAAUUAUACAGAAGGUUAUAAUGAAGGCGGCUUGCUAAAACGGCAAAUUCUGCGUCUCGUCGGACGAACACGCAAAUUAAUAUUUAAAGCAACAGUUUUAGCAUGUAUGUAGAAAAGAAAUAGCUCGUCAAAACUCAUAUAAGGCUUAAAGUUAAGGUUUUAGACUCAAGCUGAUUUACGCUAUCGAUACAAUAAUUUAACAUGUUGUCGUGAUGUUAUUGAUUGUUUAGAAAUGAGCUUGUACCCUUCUGUUCUACAUAUUUUGUUCUAAAUAUUUUGGUCAAGAUUUUGUGAAAUUGUAAAUUUUUAACCUUUUUUGCAUAAACCAAAUACGUAAACAAACUUAUAUGCAAUCCAUAGUCAUGUCAUAACAAUCUUUCUAAACUAUUGUCAUAUGAAUUGGGGAAAAUAAAUAAAGGGUAAUUUAUAUGUUUGUUGCGACAUUGGUGCAUACUUUGUUAAAAGGGCACCUACUGAUUUUCAUUUGCAUCAUAAACCAUCGAAGACAAUGCUUUUGAAGUGCAUUUAAUUAAAUUAUAUAUGAUUGCAUAGUUCAGACACUCAGACACACUUCAGUUUAGUUGUCAUAGUUAAACUCUUCCAAAAUCUGCAUAAGCACACACUCGAAUUCACCUCAAUUUCAGCACAUCGUCAUCGGUUAUCAGUUGAAAAUGGUCGAUACAAACACUAUUUUUUACUGCGAGUUGUGAAUGAACAACAUUAUCCAUAAAUGUCAUGAGAAAUGCAGUGUUUGUGUACCCCUAAGGAAUAAUUUUAUUGACAGUUCGAAUAAAAUCAAUAAAUCAUUUAUGUUAUUCAAUUUACCAGACCUAUUUCAAUAUGUUAUGGCUAUGCCUUGAGAUAGAAACAUUUUUAAAAUUUCUACCAAAUACUGUUCAAGACAUAGUAGCAAUGUUUGAUCUACUAUACAAUCUUACGAUUAGAUAUAUUUAUGUAAUUGAGAGGGUAUAGUAUUAGUUGUUAUCUAUUAUCUUGUAAUUUGUUUGUAUGCUUUGUACCGUUUUUGGUACUUUGUUUGGAGUAAAUUAUUAUUAAUUAUUAUUACUCGAAUCUAACCCACCGAUCUAAUGUCGUAAUGAUCUAACCCCAUUGACAUGGUCUCUAUACAAGCUGUAUGCCUAUAUAACGAACAAAGGCUAUAUAGUUAGCCUCUACUGAUACAUUCCAAGUCACAAGCUGCAAACCUACUCAACGUUUAAUUAGAAAAGCUUCUUGUUUUGUACAAUACAAAAUGGAUUUGGUGAAUAAAGUGCCGCCAUAUACCAAGCUAGCAUAUGCUUGUCGUUCAACAAAUGCCACCAUGCCAAACAUGUUAAAUUGUUAAUGAUCUUAAUGUAUGUGAUAAGUUGCCAGACGUGAAAAUCCAUGACCAUGUUUAGAAUAUUGAUUGUGUAAACAUCAAACUCUUGAGUGUGUUGAUAUUGGUAUAGCUGAAGUCUACAGGCGGCCAUUCUGUCAACGUUGCCAUGAUUCUGUCUGUCAAGGUAUUGCUAAACGGGCGAAUACAUUAUUUGGAAAGUAUGAUUUCCCUUAAAAGUAUAUGCUAUUUUUGAACAACCACUUACGGACUAUAUCUAUGGAAUGUUUUCAAUGUUUUACCGGUUAUCUCAUAGAGAGCUAUAUCAUCUAACGACCACGGCAAAAUAUUAGAGUCAUUAGAGUUAUAGGUAAAUCGAAAAAGCUCUCUGUAAUUGACCCAUUCGAAAACUAUAGCUACCCACAAGAGUUUGAGGUUGAAAACAACCCAUGCGAGCGAAAUUCCUCUGAAUAAAUAGAGGGAAUAGCCCUUUGAAAUGUGCAAAAAGCACCCAAAAACAAGGCUAUAUUUUUGGAGUUAAACCUUGAUUGGAGCUUGCUCUGUUGUUUAACUCCUCGUAUAAUGAUGUAUAUAAAUACGGCCGAUCGCAAGCUUAUUAAACUAAAAACGGCUAAAACUAUAUAGUCAGGCUUGUUUGCUAAAUCUACCAUAAACUUUGGUAUUUUUAACAUUUAGUUUCUCAAGGAAUGGUUUAUAUUUAUACUUUAUAAAACUGUUAUAGUGGCUUGAAAUAUUCUAUAAAGCAUCAGUGAUUACCUUGGUUGAAAUUAAUUUUGGAAGAAAGAAUGACAACUAUUAUAUGCAAGUGUUAUAUAAUUGUAUGCAUGCAUGGUUUCACUUGAAAUUAGUCUAUAUUUUUCGUACCUUUUUCGAUUUCUUUGGACACGAACGGCGAAAUUUUUGCCAUCAAAGAAUAACCCGAGAUGUGGUUUCUAAAUUCUGAAUAAAUAAAAGAUAUAUAUGUAUUAGGUACGACCUAGCUCGUUGACGAAAAAAGAUAUUCAGGGGUCGGUUGUAUAAAAAAGUGAUUAAAGUUAACUAUAGUUAGUGGAAACGUCAUCCAAUAGGAAGCGCGUAUUUGAGAGUUAAUCACUAUUUAACUACAAAAUAGUGAUUAAAAAAGUGAUUAAGAGUUUUAUACAACCGGCCCCUGUAUUUUAGGUUAACCAAAACUGCGUGUAGGUUCAGCUUAUAGGACAGCUAAACUAAGGCCCGGGGUAAACUAAAAAAAGUUUUACGGGAAGUCAUUGUUUUCGUGUCAUGUUUCCCAAAGGUGGCCCAUGUUUCUCAAAAGUGGACAAACCAAGAAACAUUGUUUCCGAGCCAUGUUUUCCAAAGCCAAGGUUCACAAACCAGAAGACAUUGUUCCCUAUAGCCAAGUUUCCCAACGGUGGGCAAACCGGGAAAAAUUGUUUCCCAACCACUUUCCCCAUGGUUGGACAAAACAGAAAAUAUUUUUUCCGCAACAAAAAUAACACUCGUGCGCGAACUGCAGGGAACCAAAAGUGUUCCUGAAUUUAUUGGGAAACAUUUUUCUUCCUGGGAAGCAAAUUUAUUUCCGACACAUUUUUUUCAAGCGUGGGAAACCAUGAGAUAUAACAUCGUAUAAUGUUUAAAUAUUUCCACAACAACAAUAUUCCAUGCAGGCUUAAGAAUUGAAAUUGCGGUAUUUGUCCUAGCAGUAUGUGAUAUCGCGACCGAGGUCAGCUGUUACCUGUUUCACAUAAUUUUAGCUGGACCGUUUAAGCGGGGGAGUUCGAUUCAGUAUGCCAACAAGAACCCGAUGCAGCGUACGUGAAUGGCUUGCGCAAGAUAAGAUCAAAUCAGCGACGAUCUACGCACAUGCAAGCAUUCAUGAUUUAGUUGUGUUUACUGAUAUCGAUUGCUAUGGCAAUUCUCUUUUGCGGAUUAUAGGACAUGUUACAAUUCACGUUUACAUUUUCACCUAAUUAACCUGUUCCGCGUAAAGUCGCUUAUCAUUUUAUUCCAGUAUUAUCAGCGCGGAGGAAAAUUGUCAUCAACAGUAUUGCGUACUUUGCGCGAAUCUAUAAACCUCUAUGUGACUUUGUCGCUCACUGAAUUAAAUUGUCACGUCGGGCAUUUUGAAAUCAAUAUUUGACUCUGUUAAAAUGUGAUUUAUUAAGACCUCUACAUUUUUCUCCUGGUUCUUCUACAAUGCAAGAAAUGCCGUUUCAGACACCAUGCAGAGCAUGCCCCCGGAUCCUCCUAGAAUUGUGACUCGCAAAGUAUUAAGUUGUCCCGCCCCCUCAAAACAAAAUCCAACCGGCGCCAAUGUUUAUAGCCUGCGUAGGCUAAGAGGUUUAUAUUUCUAUUACUAUUACUGCCCCUAUAUUUUUUGGUAAGGGAUGCCAAAUCGAUAUGCAUUCAUGCAAACACGCCGAACAGCCUUUGAAGUUUGAAAUAUUCAGAUGUUGGCAUUGUCCGCAAUCCAACAUUUACAUAUUUUCCAAAUCGGGAGAGUCGGAAUAGAAGAGAAAUCUCGUACGAGACUCUUUAGCCAGGAGCCGAUUACCCCUAGGAGGCUACCGAACAAUAUGUGGGCUUAUACCACAAGCCAGAGCACCAUCAAACUAAAAUACAGUGUCGUAGUGAAGUAGUACAUCUCUUUUGUUAUUUAUUCUUUAGUGCAUUACAAAUCGUAACAAAAUAUUACAGUUUUAAUUAAAUGGAUAUAGGAAAAACCGACUGCAGGGUUUAGCGCACAAAACAUGCAGCAAUUUUUUGCCACCUGUAAACUUGCAUGAGUUAUAAAUAAAGUAGUAGGCAGGUAGUCAAGCCGCAUCACUCACAAACAUACAAUGUUUACACGUAAAAGCAAGGUCAGAGGAAAUAAUACAAUCCUUAUAAAGUGGAUUCCUUAUUAUCAAUGGAUGGAUAUUUUACCGUACAACACAGUUGGAGAUAGUAUAGGUAGUAAUUAGGCUUCAAUAUAAUUACAAUGUGAAAAAUGCUUAAGAAAUAUUUGGGUGAGUAAAACGGAGGAUUAAUUCGUACUUUACUAAGAAGUGAACUCGUUGCUAGACCAAGUGCAUGUUAGUACAUGCAAAUUUCUGUUAAGCCUAGUUUUCAGUUAUCGCAAUUCAUCGGUGAUGCUCAACUAAGCUCCAUUUUGACAAUGGCUAUUGGUGUAUAAAAUUCUUUGUCUAUCGGGAAGGAUUUUCUUUCUCAGUUGAUUGAUCACCGAGAAUGGACCACGAGAACAUCGCUAAUGAAUUACAGGCUACGAUGAAUUGUGAUAUAUGAAAACCAGGCUUUAACUACGUAAGAUGAGUCAUCAUGAGAUUUUUAUUUCACUAUGAACUCUGAUGCUGCAAACUAUCAUGCCUGUAUUUUAUACUGUCAGCCCUCGGUGAAAAAGAUAACGGUUUUAUAUCUCCAAUUAAAAACCAUCAACAUAUGCGAAUGUGUAGCUUGUAGAAAAUUCUGGAAACGUUCUUGGCUAAGCUCUUAGAAAAAUAGAAUAUAAAACGAAAUCAGAAACAGUUGGUCUAGCAUAAUGAUUGUGUAAUAGGAUCGGAAUAUACAGUACAUGAAUUUAACCUCUUAUUUUGCUCAAUAUAUCUUUGGUUUUUCAAGAUGUUUUCAUUUCUCGAAUUUUGUUUUAUAUUUUGUCGGCUGGUUCUGGCUUUUAGAAAAACAACAUAAAAAUUAACAUAUAUUUACCUACUUAGCAGCCCGGUUUCAAUACUUUACGUAUCUAAUGGUUCACAUUUUCCAAAUAACGUAAGCAUUUCUCUUUAGAAUGUGUGCUAAACACAGUCUGAAACUUUUUAGAACCACUGAGUAUUUUAACAAAAUACAAAACAAGUGAAACUCCAAAAAUCGAUAACAUUUUUAUUUAUCAAUGAAAAAUAAAAAUGUCAUCGAUUUUUGGAGUUUCAUUUGUUUUGUAAACACAGUCUGUACAGCUCACUAUUCGGCACUCGGCAAUUCCAAAGGCAUAUUGAGAAUGUUCUGACUUGCCUCGGCAAAAAAUUCGCCGAUUUUGCCAAGGUAAAAAUACGCCAACUAAGAGGGCUGCUAGUAAUUUCGUUUAGCGUUAACAUAUAUUAACCGGUUCACUUAGCUAGGCUUGCUUUAUUUUCCUGUUAGGGAAAAAAGACGAUUUGGAAUCAUGGCCAACAUCUCCGGUGCUGCACAACGAAGAAACGAACGUUCGAGAGAAGGAGAAAGCUCACAAAUAUUACGAAAGGCAAUUGAAAGCUUCUAGUUGGUACAUACAGCCGCCGCAGAGGACUUGGAUUGAGAUUGUCGAGCCGGGUGAUGGCGAGGAUACUUGUUCCCAGUGUUACUAUGACGACGCAUGUGGUUGCGUGCUAGUGAGUAACCAUGGUAACGUAACCCCAGCCAGUAGGAAGUCGGGUCGGAGCUCAUUCGGCGAUACGCUGAGCGUCUGUACAAGGGCUUCGGGAAUUUCGAAAAAUUCGACCGAAGAUGAGAAAUCGUUUUAUGAUAAUUUAUGUCAGUUUUGUAAGAUCACGAGUCUGGAACGGCGUACCAAGAAAUACGGGGAAUGGAGACGAAGGUUCAGCGCAAAGCUGGCCGAGGCUCGGUCCCAGGACGACGGCGAGGAACGGCGGGUGUGCACAUGCGCAAUGGAUAACCUAUCCUUUAUGGAAUGGAAGAAAAUUUAUGAACAGGAAGAGUUAAUUAAGCUCUCUAAAGCGGAUCAUUUUCACGAGGACUCCCAAACAGAAUUGCAUUCGGAUUACGGAUGCAAAUAUGAUACACAAAAAUCAGAAAUGCAUUCGGAUUACGGAACCCAGAAAUCAAAAGACAGUGCAAGUACAGUGGUUUACCAAGACUAUCCAAGUUUGACGGUGAAAAGUUCCUCUCUAGGAUACAACAGCCUAUCGUCAAUUCCUUAUACAGAGCGAGAUAUGUACUCCGAGUCAGAUUACACAUCUACGGACGCGUCGGAGUACGAGGAGUAUGGAAACGAGUGUACCGGUUCUGAUCUCCACGCGGGAAGGACACGCCUGCAUCCUGCGUUGCGCGUGAUUCGUGGAGCCACGCGGGACAGCGAGGACGAAGUAUUCAGCCGUGGAAACUCAAUGAAACGCGCAAGCCAGUCGAAACGACACAGACGUGCCAGGUAUAGGAAUUCUAAUUCGUUAAAAACUAAAGCUCAUUUGCAUAAAGAACGCCCAACUAAAUUUCAACACGAGGUAACACAGAAUAAUGAACGUUCCGACAGAUACGAAUUUCGCUCUGAAGGAGGGACAAAACAAAAACGCUCCGAAGACAAAGACUGCACGAUUAUCGACGACGCCGAAAACCCGGCCAAGGUUCCUAUGGAAAACGACGAAACUCUUCCGCCCGAUUUGUUGUCAGAAUUCUUAACGAUUGCUCGGACGAUAGACGAGUUCUACGAAAACAUUCACACGAAAAAAUUCCUAGAAAAUCGAAUCUUGGAUACAUCACGUGAAAGAAUUACCGGCACGAGUUCAUCACGGGACCAUGUUGACGUCACAGGGUCAUCAUGUGACAGAGUUAAUGACGUCACGAGUUCGUCACGUGAGAGAUUCACGACUUCAAGCAGCGGUAUCGAUAUGACGUCACGUGAGAGCGUCGUUGAUCGAACUGGGACGGAAAAUUUCUCGGCCGAACUUCGGAAACGAAUCCGAAGCCUCGAGAGACUUUGUUCGUUUGUCGAGUACAGCGACGAAGAAGAGGCGGAAUUGGGCGGAAGCCUUUUGGAGGAUGUGAAAGAGUUGGGAAAGACACCCAAAGAGGAGACGCCAGUUUGGAGAUUAAGUCAACAAAGCAUAAAUCUGACUCUAUCGCGGCGAAGUCGCUCGGGGACUAGUAGUGACUCUGCCAGCGGUCGGAGCCGACUCGCUUCAACCAGCGGAUCGGGCUCAGGCAACAGUCGCUGUUCUACCAGACAGGGAAACUACAAAAACUCUAAACCACCAAGCACAACGUCUGUUGAGAAUUUAAAAUCGCCCGACUCGGGAUUUUCGGACUCGUUGACGAGGCUAAAUUCCGCCGAUACGUGUCAAUUAGGUACCAAAUGGGCCGGUAGCAUGCAAUGGGACUAUAGUGACUGGCAUUUUUAUUACGGGGUGCCUUGUGAUGACGAGCAGAUAGAGAUACCAAAUGAUCAUACGGGAUUGAUGACCAUAGACGAGGCGCGGCCACAGGAUCCAUUGGACUGGGACUGGUAGUCAUGGCAUUGACAAUGACUCGUAUACAGUUACUGGAGUGCGAUAUUUCUAAACUGGUUUCUCACUAAACAUGCACACUGUGGAAUCCUGGUUGGGAUCUAUUUAAUACGAAACAAACCACAAUAAAUGUCAAAAAAGCCGAACAUAUUUUGAUAUACCGAACAUAUUUUGGUCUCUAUGUUCGGUAUAUGUUGAAUAAAAAGACUAUGUUAUUAAAAUACCCUCACCUACAAGGAAUAUAUUGAUAUGGGAGUUAUAUUUAGGCUUCUUAUAAUAAUAUUUAAAUAUACUAAUAUUGUAUUAUAUACUGCAAAAAAUAAAAUAUUAUCGAAACCGAGUUUUGAUGUGAAUGCCAGUUUUAAUGAUAAAAUAAUAAUACUGACCUCAGUUUCCAUCAGUGAAUCACCAAUUCACGAAGUUCUCAAGUACCAGCAGGUGCAACUGUAGCCCUGGUAAAACGAGAAUAAGGGUUGAUGAUUGUUUUAGAAGCGAGAGUUUGCAUGAGAGUUGACUGAUAACUCUCAUACCCCGGUCAAAUUGAGAACAAGAGUUGUAGUGGGACGGCUAAGUGAAAGUAUUGUGCAUUUUGUGAAGAAAGCACCACAUUGACAGGAUGUGUAGAC